AUGUCGCUGGAGCCCCCAACCUACCUCGGCUCCCUUCAGAAUAAUAUUCGAGCUCGGCCAAUUCCAUGGGAGGGCGCUGUUCGAGCGGGCAACAUCACCGAUGACCACUUGAAGAAGAUCAAGGCGGUAGACAAGGUGCGCAAGGACCAGCGCCGUCAAACGAUAGAAGCAGAUCUCGCUGGAUACACAGAUUUGUUGGCCGGUGGUGCCCAAGAGAAGAGCGUCUUGGACUUGGCCUCCCGAAGGACCGAUAUUGUGCAAUACAUCCUAGUGCUGGCCUCGGAUUUAAUCCAAGACGUCCCAUCUCUGGCGAACUCCCUCAUCUCCCACCUAGAACCGUACAAGCCAUUCCUACCAUUCCUGCAGCACUCGACCAAUGCCGAAGACCCUAUCCCUCUGCUCACCUCCACCUUCCUCACGGCUUUAGUUUCACACAGCCUGGUUGCUACAUCUAAACCCGCCGCGCGCGACAAUGAAGCUCUCCCCCAGCUAUAUGCUUAUCUCUCCACUCUGGCCAAGAACCAGGACAGUGGACUCCAAGACAUUGGCGUUCAAGGAUUCUCAGAGUUGCUGCGAACUUCGAAAUCUAGACAGAUCUUCUGGGCGCAACGAAAGGAGACUUUGGACCCCUUGAUCGAGACCCUCCGAACUGCGGCGGGAUCGAAAGACAAUGCUAGCACUCUCGGAAACAGCACUCGCGGAGCGGAGCCUGGUCUUGCAGGCGGCGUAAGCCUGCAGCUCUUGUACCGGGUGUUGUUAGUGCUGUGGCAGCUUGCAUUCGAGGGUGCUCUCGUGGGUGAUGAACUACAAGAGAACUAUGAAAUUAUCCAGCUGUACAGUCAGCUCCUGCGCCUUUCACCGAAAGAAAAGACCACACGUUUGCUCCUCGCAACUCUGUACAGUCUUUGCUCUACCAACCGGACGUCCUUGCUCCCCAUCGCCGUUUUCGUUCGACUCCCCGCUCUCUUGGCCAACCUGGGAGGCCGCCAUCUCACCGAUCCCGAUCUGCUCGAGGAUCUCAAUGCGCUCUCUACCAUGUUGGAGGAAUACACCAAGACCCAGACCACUUUCGACGAAUAUUCCGCCGAGGUUCAGUCCGGCCAGCUGCGCUGGUCGCCUCCCCACAAGAACCCGACUUUCUGGAAGGAAAAUGCCCGGCGGAUCGUUGAGGAGUCUAACGCAGCUUUGCCCAAGAAGCUGGUUGAGAUUUUAUCCAAGAGUUGGGACAAUGAUAAACAGGUGUUGGCUAUUGCCUGUAACGACGUACGGAACCUCGUGAAGGAGGUUCCCGAGCGUCGUGGGCAACUGGAGCGCCUGGGUCUGAAGGCAAGAGUCAUGGAACUGAUGGCUGAUAAAGAUGAAGCGGUGCGGUGGGAGAGUCUACACGCCGUUGGCGAGUGGCUCCGGUAUAGCUUUGAAGGGUGA
Messenger RNA from Penicillium salamii, 1425 nucleotides. NCBI's taxonomy places the organism in Eukaryota, Fungi, Ascomycota, Eurotiomycetes, Eurotiales, Aspergillaceae. The record is from the annotation of a GenBank genome assembly.